CAUUUAUUGAAGAGACUAUCUUGGCUCCAUUGUAUGUUCUUGCCCCCUUUGUCAAAUAUUAAUUGAGCAUAUUGGUUCGGGCCGUGGAAGGAUUUUGAGGGCAGGAUUUUUGCAGAGCCCUGUUGCCACCAAGUUUUGUCUUCUCCCCUGUUGCAUCUGCACAGUAGCUACAGGCCUGGCGAAACCCAUUCCAGGACAACCCCAUCUCUAGGGAUCCACCCUGGGAGGCUGCCCUGUAGAAGUUCCUGCCCCAACCCCUCACACUACGCACAGGGCUUGGGUGUGUUAGGUCUAGUCUCUCUCGCCCAGUGCUACCUACAGCAGGUCACCUCCACCAGAGCACUAAGUAAAGAUGCUAUUUCAUGGGCCUCACUGCAGCUCUACAGAAUCAUAACUUUUUAGAGUGAAACCUUGAUCCCCACGGUUCUGUGUGCACGUUAAAGCUGCAGAAGAAAUGCUUCGCUAGGUGGUCCCCUCCCAUUCGACCACUUGACGAGUUGUAAGAAAUAACACUGCCUGUGCCUCCCCCUCAGAGUUGAACAGCCGGUCUGGGUAGAACAUCGUGGUCAUUUUAGUGUGGUGCUCCAGGUGAUUCAAAAGUGUGGCCAGGGUUUAGCAGAAGGGCUCCCUGCCCCAGUGCAUUUGUGAGAGUUGACAAUGGGCUUUGGUCCAGGGUCCUCUCUUGGGUUUGGGAGGAACAGAAGUGCAGCCCACUUUCUCAUUGCUGGGUUGGAAUUUGGGCGUGUCUGUUGGAGGGGAGAGCAAGAGAAGACAGGAGAGAAAAACAGUUUGAUCUUCAUGUAGCAUCUCAUUGUUUCUUAAUCUCUCCUGUGUCAAAGGGCAUGGGAGUGUGAGAUUUUUCAUCAUUCAAGUCCUUCUGCCUGUGAGUGUGGUGGAAGCACGGCAUAUCUUCUCCAGAUGCAGGUGUGAUUGGUCAACAUAAAGUCGCCUGAGAAAACAACCCAGAGCAGGAGGAGGAAGAGGACAGUAUGGCUGCUUCUCAGGGGCAGUUGACCUUCAGUGAUGUGGCCAUAGAAUUCUCUCAGGAGGAGUGGGCGUGCCUGGACCCAGCUCAGCGGAAACUGUACAUGGACGUGAUGUUGCAGAACUACAGGAACCUGGUAUUCCUGGGUGUGUCUAAGCCAGACCUACUCACCUUUUUGGAGCACAUGAAGGAGCCCUGGGAGUUGAAGGGAAAAAAGACAAUACCCAUCCAGCCAGGUAGGUGGAAAUCAAGGAAAUAGAUGAUCCAGGUGAGAGGCCGAAGAUCGGGUAUUAUAUAAUGGUUUGGAAACAUCUGCUUCAAUGGGACUGAUUUUCGAGAGGGUCACGAUUAUUUCUAUUUCUGGCUUCGAGGGACAGAUCCUCUCCAUCAUCAUCUAAGGAUUCUCUUUCUGCUUCCAUCACAUUUGCAGUGAGAGCCAAAGUCCUCCUGUAACAGUGUAAGGGUGGCAUGACCUGGCUACUAUUGGAUUUCUUGGUGAACUUGGGGAAGUCUGUGCAUGUUGCUGAGGAAUUUUAAAUUAAACUAGUUUUAAAGUUC
This is a messenger RNA of Myotis myotis, 1543 nucleotides long. RefSeq names its product putative protein ZNF720. The transcript has 3 exons. The record is from RefSeq and is a predicted model, not a curated record. Gene Ontology annotation, biological process: regulation of DNA-templated transcription. Lineage: Eukaryota; Metazoa; Chordata; Mammalia; Chiroptera; Vespertilionidae. The coding region runs from base 990 to 1244 and encodes 84 amino acids.